CUUUUAUGUAUUUUAUGCUCUCAAUAUUAUUUUAUUUAUGAUAUCUUUUUUGGAUGAUAGUUUUUUUGUUCUCUUGUGUUUUAACUUUCUCAUAGCAGAUGGAGUGAUGGACCAAAGAAAAACCUUACUCAAAACAGAUUGAAUGAGAUUUUUUUUGCGUGUGUGAAAUUUGUGAUGGCAUAAAAUUCAUUCUUGUGGCCUAACUUCUGAUGGUGUUGGCAUAGGAUGUUGAAAGAUCUUUUCCUUUUCUUCUUAAAUGCUUGUGUCUUGUUGAUCAAUAGGAUGUGUGGGAUUUACAGGGAUUGUCUUUUGAGAAGCUUGGCUUUGUGUUUACAAGGUUCACUUUGAAAUUAAAGGUUCUUAAGUCUUAAGAAUAAUUAAACACACACACGUUUGAGGUAGAAAAAGACAAAAGUUUGGAUCAUUAACCACAAGUUUGUCACUUUUAAUUUUUGAUCACGUCUAUUUACUCUUUUUUAUUUUAGAGAUUGGAUCUAUCAAAGUCAAUCUACCACUGACAAGGAGUCUCAAUGUAGGUGGAUUUGGUCAUGUGAUUGAUGAACCCCACAUGUAACUUUAGUCUUCUAAAUCCUAAAACUUUUCUCAGGAGAAAGAAAUGCAAGGAAAAUCAAUGAUGUUGUGCUCAAAUAAUAUAUGCAUUUUUCUGUCGUAGAAGCAAACCAUAGUCUCAAAUAAAUGUUCACUUUUUCCCCUGGAUUUUGUUUAUUUCAGCUAUUCAUCUCUCAUUCAUAGAGUAUUUGAUCUAAAUGCAUUUUAUUCAUUAAGACAGGUUUUUAAGUAUAUUUUGAGCUAUGGAAUCAGAAAAUUCCAAGAGAGUUGCCAACACUAGACAGUAUGGAUUGCAUUUAAAUGCAAACAAACAUAGAACACAGAACCUGAGUAGACCCUUGCCACCUCCACGGUCUACUUAUAUGCAGACUUAUCAUUUUGACUCUACUCCAACUUCCAGUCUAAAUCCAUCCGGUUCUCAUUUUCAUUCCUCCUGGUUGUCAAAUCAGACAUGGAAUACGCCAAUUCAAUAUGGUUCUCUGUAUCAUAGGAGGCCAUUCUCCAAUUUUCCUAUGACAACUGGACCAAGUCUAAUUCCUCAGUCAUUUGAUAUGGUUGGUCCAAGUGCUCUAUUAGCUUCUGCGGAUAACAUACAAAGGACUUCUGCUGCAACAAACAUGAAUUUUCUGAACACAUUUAAUGAGAGCUUGCAACCUAUAACUUGGGGAUCAAGAGAAAGUUGGAAAAGACCUUCAAUCCUAAGAACCAAUAGGUCCCAACCUAUAAACGGGGGGUCAAGAGAGAAUUGGAAAAGACCUUCAAUCCUAGGAAACACUAGGGAAAAACUAACAAGGAGUGAGAACACAACUGUUGUAGGCCAUGAUGUUAACAAUGCUGGUGGAUCUACAAAAUCUUCAUCUAAGAAUUUCUCUUCAACCAAGCAGCAACAAUCCAAUAUGAUGCUUGGAAAUGGGAGAGGUGCACAGGAUGUGAUUGGUAAUGGAAAAUUCAAUGUUGUUCAUGAGAAUAAAAAUACCGGAGUAGGUCGCAUUGAAGCAAAUCCAACUGAGCUGAAUCAAAAUUUGGGUAGAAACACCGAUGAAUUUGGCAUUAUUUCUAAACAUGAAAAAGAGGCAAUUGAUGCAAGGGAAGAGCAUAGAAAAAGGCAAGCAAAGGAGAAUUCAUCCAAGGGAACAUGGAUAAAAUUAAAGUCCUUUCAGCUGGACGAUUUACCAUCAACUAUGAAGCAGCAACCCAAUUUGAUACCUAAAAAUGGGGGAGGUGCACAAAAUGUGACUAGUAUCGAAGAUUGCAAUGUUGUUCAUGAGAAUAGAAAUAUUGCUUCGGAUCAUUUUGAAGCAAAUCCAACUACGCUGAAACAGAACUUGAGUAAAGAUCCCAAUGCAUCUUGCACCAGUCCUCAACUUGAAAAUGAGGAAAGAAAUGAAACAGAACAAAUGAAGAGGAAUGAAAAGAACAAACCAUGUAAGAGAUCAAGGACGAAGAUAGAGAAAGAACGUGAAAGGCUAAUUGAUUCUGUGGACAAUCUUAAUGCCGAAAACUCUCUACUCAGGAAACAACUUGUGGAUCUUUCUGAUAAGUGUGUGAAGCUCAAAGAAGAAAACAAUUCCAUACUGGAAGAGCUCAUUGAGAAGUAUGGUCAAGAAACAAUAGUGAGUCUUAUGGUCGAUGAACAACUUACCGACUCAGUUGGAAGCGGAAACAACAAUUAAGGAUUCAAAUUACAACUUUUUAGGAUCUAUCAUUUUCACAUUACAACAUAGACAUGAUUUUGCUUAUAGAACCCCCAAAGUAUGAAUAUGGCAGGGGCAUUAUAAUGUUUUCAUCUGGUAGCUUUCAAAAUAUUGACAUAAUAUUUUAAUCAUGCCACCUAGUUUGUUGGGUUGACAUUGAAACUUUGUUAUGAAGUUUUGUGAAACUUGUUGUA
Messenger RNA from Cajanus cajan (pigeon pea), 2458 nucleotides. RefSeq lists its product as uncharacterized. Lineage: Eukaryota; Viridiplantae; Streptophyta; Magnoliopsida; Fabales; Fabaceae. The record is from RefSeq and is a predicted model, not a curated record.